This is a messenger RNA of Cephus cinctus (wheat stem sawfly), 1370 nucleotides long. Its product is annotated as DNA repair protein RAD51 homolog 1. NCBI's taxonomy places the organism in Eukaryota, Metazoa, Arthropoda, Insecta, Hymenoptera, Cephidae. The transcript is spliced from 2 exons. Gene Ontology annotation, cellular component: condensed nuclear chromosome. Gene Ontology annotation, biological process: mitotic recombination; chromosome organization involved in meiotic cell cycle; reciprocal meiotic recombination. Gene Ontology annotation, molecular function: ATP-dependent DNA damage sensor activity; single-stranded DNA binding; ATP binding. The record is from RefSeq and is a predicted model, not a curated record. Bases 26 to 1108 code for a protein of 360 amino acids.
UGGCGCGAAGCCGUUAUGGUUAUGAAUGUUUUCUCUUCCACCACUCAUCGUCUCAAUCGUUCGAACUUGUCAAGCCAUGUCGGCCGCCGCGACAGCCACCACUUUAUCUGCUCAAGGAGAUGAGGAUCUCGACGAUUAUAAUCCACAGGCGAAGCUUAUACAAACGCUUGAAGGCAAUGGAAUUACGGCUGGGGAUAUUAAGAAACUUCAAGAUGCUGGUUAUUAUACGGUGGAAGCUGUCGCAUAUACUCCUAAGAAACACCUUAUAACAAUCAAGGGUAUCAGUGAAGCGAAGGCUGACAAGAUUCUUCAAGAAGCUUCAAAACUUGUGGUGAUGGGGUUUAAAAGUGCUACUGAGAUUCAUCAGACCCGUGCCAAUACUGUAUUCCUAACCACAGGCUCUACGGAGCUGGAUAGAUUGUUGGGUGGAGGAAUUGAGACUGGUUCAAUUACAGAGAUAUUUGGUGAAUUCAGAACAGGAAAGUCUCAGCUCUGUCAUACUUUAGCAGUAAAUUGUCAAUUACCGAUAGAUAUGGGUGGUGCUGAAGGUAAAUGUCUCUAUAUAGAUACAGAAGGUACAUUUCGUCCUGAGAGAUUAAUUGCAGUUGCUGAAAGAUAUCAAAUUGCUGGGGACUCAGUUCUAGACAAUGUUGCUUGCGCUAGAGCAUAUAAUACUGAUCAUCAGACUCAACUUUUGAUACAAGCUAGCGCAAUGAUGAUAGAAUCUCGAUAUGCUUUGCUUAUAGUAGACAGUGCUACAGCCCUGUAUCGCACAGAUUACUCUGGCAGGGGAGAACUAGCAGCUAGACAAAUGCAUUUAGCUAGAUUUCUGAGAAUGUUGCUACGAAUAGCAGAUGAGCAUGGUGUUGCUAUUGUGAUUACCAAUCAAGUUGUUGCUCAAGUUGAUGGAGCAGCAAGUAUGUUUGGUGGAGAUCAGAAAAAGCCUAUAGGUGGUAAUAUUAUUGCACAUGCGAGUACCACGCGGUUAUAUUUACGAAAAGGUAGAGGUGAGACUAGAAUAUGUAAAAUAUAUGAUUCGCCGUGUCUGCCAGAAAAUGAAGCAACAUUUGCUAUAAAUCCUGAUGGUAUCGGGGAUGUGAAAGAAUAAUGAAAACUGCAAUCUGUUAUUAAUAACAAUAUAAUUAUUUAAUUAUCAAUCAUGCACAAUGAUAAGCUCAUAAUAUUGUAUUAUGGUAACAUUUAACUAUGAAAACAUAAUUUCUUCUGACAAUCAGUGUGAUUGAUAACUGAAUAAUAAAUGUAUAAAACAUAUUUUGUCUGACAUUUUACUAGCAAUACAUACAUAAUUGGAUUAAGUAAAUAUUUUUAUAAGAUUGAUGUAAAGAGAAUAAAUUGUUAUUUAACAUUCA